AUGAAGCCAUUCUUGAUCACCGGUGCCAACGGAGGUUUAGGGUAUGCCACAGCCAAACAGCUUGCCAUCACCAGCAAAUACCCGACGUAUCCAAAGGCUGCCGCUAUCUAUAUCCGGGAACAGUUCGGUUCACUCGACAUUCUUGUCUAUAACGGCGGCAUCGAUCGAUCAUCUGAUCCCAACGCCACGCUGCGUGAUACCUACCGCGCAGUGUUCGAGACCAACAUCUUCGGGGUGGUUGUUGUAACAGAUGCCUUUCUUCCUCUUCUUCGUGCUUCCAAGUAUUCUGAUCGGCGCAUCAGCGACGUGACCAGCGGCCUCGGGCAGAUUGGGAUAGCCUACUCGCCUACCUCGGAGUAUAAUGCUAAGAUCUGGGAGCUGCCAGCCUACUGA
Messenger RNA from Aspergillus tubingensis, 393 nucleotides. RefSeq names its product short-chain dehydrogenase/reductase SDR. The record is from RefSeq and is a predicted model, not a curated record. The transcript is spliced from 2 exons. The coding region runs from base 1 to 393 and encodes 130 amino acids. NCBI's taxonomy places the organism in Eukaryota, Fungi, Ascomycota, Eurotiomycetes, Eurotiales, Aspergillaceae. Gene Ontology annotation, cellular component: membrane.